Trichoderma breve is the source of this 1230-nucleotide messenger RNA. RefSeq lists its product as uncharacterized. The transcript has 4 exons. The coding region runs from base 1 to 1230 and encodes 409 amino acids. Gene Ontology annotation, biological process: positive regulation of transcription from RNA polymerase II promoter by galactose; DNA-templated transcription. Gene Ontology annotation, cellular component: nucleus. The record is from RefSeq and is a predicted model, not a curated record. Lineage: Eukaryota; Fungi; Ascomycota; Sordariomycetes; Hypocreales; Hypocreaceae. Gene Ontology annotation, molecular function: zinc ion binding; RNA polymerase II cis-regulatory region sequence-specific DNA binding; DNA-binding transcription factor activity, RNA polymerase II-specific.
AUGCUCAAGGAUAGUAGAGGUAAAUUCAUCUACGUAGGGGAUUCAGCAUCUCUAUCAUUUCUGGCGUCGGUGAGAAACACGUUACGGGCUGCUGUAGGGCCAUGCCCCUUUACCAAUGAGCCCGCUCGGAAUCCUAUGGUAGAGGCCACCUCGAAAAUACGCUUUGAGAUGGUCCGAGAGCCAUCAAUAGAUCUGGCUACCACCCGGAGUAUUGCAAAAGAGUUUUUCCUUGCUGUAAGCGGGAUAUUGGACUUCUUAGACCCACCUUGGCUGCUAGCCCAGUUGCAGGACUGGGUUGAACAACCCUCACAAAGAACAAAGGCCAAGUCUGCCAUCAUCCACCUGGCCCUCGCUAUAGGGUUCCAAGCUAGAGCUCAAGGCGACGUAGACGAGCUACUUUCUGAACAAUGCUUUGCGUUCGGGCGUCAUCUUACCAUGUUCAAUCUCAUAGACGAUCCCAGCCUGGCGACCGUCCAGGCAGUCAUAUUAAUCACUUAUCACAUGAUGGCGGCAUGCCAGUACAACGCCGCCUUUAUAAAUCUCGGCACCGCUGCCAGGGCCGCCUAUACACUUGGAAUUCAUCUCCAUGAGACAAAUAAGGCCUUCGGCGGCGAGGAAGGCCUAGCUAGAGAGCGUGCUUGGAAGUCAUUGCGAGUAUGUGAUCUAUUCCUGGCGGCUUCUCUAGGAAGACCGCCCGCGACGACAGAGGCUGUAUCAAACAUCGUCUGGGCGCCACUUAAACCCCCGCAUGAUUAUGAACGCCCUGAUGUGGCGGGACAAGUCUUCUCAGCCAUGUUUAGGAUCUGCAAUGUUUUUGAGCGAAUACUGGUCGAAGUUUAUGCAGAAAAGGCUAUAAGCCUCGAGUUGGCCAGAAGUAUCUCGCAGCAGCAUAGACAAUGGACCGAAGAGUUGCCGCGAAUGUUGAUGGUUGAUGGGAUUGAUGAAUCAGACGCGGAGCAGAAUCACGGCUUAAGCAUCGUCACGAUGGCGUAUUAUUAUUCCAUUGUUCUACUUACGAAGCCUUUUCUGACCUUCCGAGUCCACCAUGCUUCGGAUAUAGAAUUCUCAAAAAGCGAAACUUCUUCCAUUAUGAUCAGUCUCGCAACCUACGCUGACGCUUGUGUCAACUCUGCUAUAAAAGGCAUCGACAUCGCUUAUGAAUAUGUCUUCGAGCUAAACACUCCAAGCCGGCAACCUUUGACAGAUCUGGACGUUAUACCUGGUCCGUGA